AUGAGGAUUGCAUCAUUACUAAGUUUGGCGUACACCUUAGCCGUUGUAGCAGAUGCCGCGCCUAAACCAAACACAACCCGGAAUGAGUUGAACAAUGGCAGGAUUGUUGGUGGAAUUGAAGCCGAUCGUCACGAGUUCAAAUUUUUGGUCCACUUUCGUCUCGGAGACAAUUGCUGUGCGGGAUCCAUCAUAAGGGAGGACUGGGUCGUCACGGCGGCACAAUGCGGUCAAUGGGCCUACAAUAGUACUAUCACCGCCGGUGAUCAUAACCUUGAUGAGGUUGAAGGCACCGAACAAACGCGUCAAGUCGCUGGGUUUUUAAUUCAUCCAGAUUUUGAAUCCGGUUUGGCAAACCAGAACGAUAUCGCCCUCCUGUACGUCUCUCCACCUUUCGAAUUUAACGAGUACGUGCAGCCCGUCGUUAUUCCGGACAUCAACUUUGCACCAACCGCUGUAGCAACCGUCGCUGGCUGGGGUUCCCUAUCAGAGGGUGGUCCAUCUGCAUCCAACUUGAUGAAGGUUGAUGUUCCAAUGGUAGAUGAGGAGGAAUGUAAUUCAAAUCAUGCCGGCGUCAUUGUUCCAUCGAUGCUGUUAUGGCGAGGAUGGAAAAGAUGCAUGCGAAGGAGCUCUUCAGACACUGGUGGUCCACUCGUUUGCGGAGAUAACCAAACUUUAUGCGGGAUCGUAUCCUGGAACCGGGGCUGUGGCCGGCCAAAUCUUCCCGGGGUGUAUACAAAGGUUUCUCAAUUUAGCCAGUGGAUUCGAAGCAAUAUGAUUCCUGUUUAUGAGGAUCCAAGUCCCGUCGAAUCGAUUACGACUUGUGGUGGCCAUAUUAACGCUACCUCGGCCGAAAUCUCGUUCCAACUCGGCUCAUCCAUCCGUGCCGAUCAGAGAUGCGUUUGGAUCAUAACAGCUCCAUAUUCCUACCUCCGAUUCCGACUUACUAGUUCCGGCCUUAGCGAAAACGAUGGACUUUUCUUGACUCAAUUUUUUCUUAAUCGACCAGGCGAUCAGGAGCGAAUGACAUCUAUCGGCGAAGACUAUUUUCUCACUUCAGGCUUCGCGCUUGUCACCCUUAACGUUGGAAACGCUCCAAGUCGCGGAUUCCGUUUAGAAUUCUACUCCUCCAUGUUUCCCGAUUCACAAGACUUAACAAGUCUUCAACCCCUUAACACGAACAUUGGCAACAUUUCUUACCCCGUUGGUGGGGGGAAUUACAGACUUAAUGAAAAUGCUCUCUUUGUAAUCAAUCCCAUUGUUCCGGCCCAGCGGACAGUAAUGUUUACCAGGAUGGAUGUCGAAUAUGGUUCCGUUUGUCAGUACGACGCUGUCACGAUUUACAACUGGUUUAAUAACCAAUACGUCCAAGUUGCUAAAGUUUGCGGAACAUCACUGCCUCCAUUGACCACUUUUGAAUCUGGAGUGGGUUUGAUUACUUUUCAGUCGGAUAGUUCUGUUGUUGGGACGGGAUUCGAUUUUGAAUGGGUUUAAAGGCCACACGGGUUAUGAAAUUAUUUAGAGCUAAAUGUAAAAUAAUUAAGGAUUUAAAAUUCUGCUGUAUUUCGAUUUCUACAACUUUUAUUGUCCAAGCAUGCCAAGAUACAUAGACAUGUACGUACUACACUUUUCAUUUAAAUGGGCCGCGGGUACAUUCAUAAAAUAAGCUCAGUACUAUUCAAACUUCGGUCAUAAGUUUUGUAACCUUUUAAGUUGAAUUUAUUGUAUUGGUACGUAUCUCAUUCUCAAAUCUUAAACACUACCCAGGAGGUCUUAUGAUAAUUAAUUUCGAUAAUUAAUCGACGAAAAUUUAGGCAAGAAAUUUGGUAAAUUAAUUUUAUCAAUAUACUCUGAUGGUUCUGUAGAAAUUAUUAUGUAUCUAUUUAGCUUAUAUCGCAAAGUGGUUCUU
Messenger RNA from Folsomia candida, 1906 nucleotides. RefSeq names its product ovochymase-2. The transcript has 8 exons. The record is from RefSeq and is a predicted model, not a curated record. NCBI's taxonomy places the organism in Eukaryota, Metazoa, Arthropoda, Collembola, Entomobryomorpha, Isotomidae. Bases 1 to 1491 code for a protein of 496 amino acids. Gene Ontology annotation, molecular function: serine-type endopeptidase activity. Gene Ontology annotation, biological process: proteolysis.